Agrilus planipennis (emerald ash borer) is the source of this 1215-nucleotide messenger RNA. RefSeq names its product pyruvate dehydrogenase [acetyl-transferring]-phosphatase 1, mitochondrial-like. The transcript is spliced from 5 exons. Gene Ontology annotation, molecular function: cation binding; protein serine/threonine phosphatase activity. Lineage: Eukaryota; Metazoa; Arthropoda; Insecta; Coleoptera; Buprestidae. Gene Ontology annotation, biological process: protein dephosphorylation. The annotation marks the transcript as partial. The record is from RefSeq and is a predicted model, not a curated record.
UUGUUGCAGGUUGAUUCAGUCCUGCAUGCAAAUGAAUUCAGUUACGAAUUUCCUGAACACAAAUCUGUUAAAUCGUAUGACUCCAAUCAAUUGGCUUCAAACAAUCCCAUCGAAGAUACCAGGUCAGAAGCUUCAUGUAUCCCAACACCAGGUAUUCUCAUGGGAAUCUUUGAUGGUCAUGGUGGAGGAGCUUGUGCCCAGGUAGUUGCAAAACGUAUUUUCAAAUACAUCAGCGCUUGCCUCAUGUCGCCUGAUCAAUUGAAAGAGUAUCUUCAAUUGGCGGAGACAAAUGAGCCAAUGAAACUGCUCAAAACUUAUAACGACAAAGUGCAAUUUGUAGAAGACGUUCGUGAUAUUUAUAGGAAUAGUUUUAAAUUAUUCGUAAAUGAUUUAAUAAAGGACACAAAUAGAUCAUGGACCAAUGUUCACGAAGCUUUGGAAAAAGCAGUCUUGCGUUUAGACGACGAUAUUUCGAGGGAAGCUUUGACUACUCCAUCUGGAGGCGUCAAUAUGAAAACUUUGUCCGUUGCCAUGUCUGGAUGUGUUGCAAUUAUUGCCCAUAUUAAUGGUCCUCAUCUCAAUAUUGCUCACGUUGGUGACGCUUGUGCAGUGCUCGGUACUCAAAAAGAAAAUCAUUGGACAGCGACCAAAUUAACAGUGGAGCACAAUAUAGAAAAUGCGGAAGAAGUCGAAAGGAUAUUAGGGGAACAUCCGACAACUGAAAGCGACACUGUUCUCAGAAUGGAUCGGCUCCUUGGUCAGCUGGCUCCUCUUCGUUCUAUAGGUGAUUUCAGGUACAAAUGGAGCAAAGACAUUAUGCAAAACGUAGUGGUAAAGGUAUUGGGCGACCAAUAUCUUCCCCCAAACUACCACACGCCUCCUUAUUUAACUGCUAAACCAGAAGUGAAUUACCACAAGCUGACUCCGAAUGACAAGUUUUUGGUAAUAGCUUCGGAUGGGUUAUGGGACGUUAUAAGUCCGGCGGAAGUGGUCAACCUUGUGGGAAAACACAUGAGCGGAAAAGUCACCUUAAGCCCCUUGUUUCUACCAAGACGAAAUAUGAAAUUGGGAGAAAUAGAAGAAGUAUUGCAACAAAGAAAAGAAAGUAUGAAAUUGAAGCCCAAGGACAAGAAUGCUGNUUUCAGAGAUAAGGAGGGCAUUCGGGGCAAACUGACUGUGACAGACGCACAGACAGAUACGCCAGUGAUCCUAUAA